AUGGCGGAGGUACUGCCCACCAUGGUGGUCGGGCCACUGGUGUCCAUGGUGAAGGAGAAGGCCUCCAGCUACCUCCUGGACCAGUACAAGGUGAUGGAGGGCAUGGAGGAGCAGCACAAGCUCCUCAAGCGCAAGCUGCUUGCCGUCCUAGACGUCAUCACUGGUGCCGAGGAGCAGGCAGCGAACAACAGAGAGGGGCAAAAGCUUGGCCGCUUGAGGAGCUCCGCCAGGUGGCCGACAAGGCUAAUGAUGUCCUUGAUGAGUUCAAGUAUGAGGCACUCCGCCGCAAGGCCAAGGCAGAGGGGCACUACAAGGAGUUUGGUAUGGAUGUCAUAA
This is a messenger RNA of Miscanthus lutarioriparius, 336 nucleotides long. NCBI's taxonomy places the organism in Eukaryota, Viridiplantae, Streptophyta, Magnoliopsida, Poales, Poaceae. The record is from the annotation of a GenBank genome assembly.